AAAACAGACUCUAUCUUCUUUCUCUACUUUUAUCAUCACCGCCAAAAUAAAUAUGACUGGCUAUCUUUUGGAAGACGAUUCCGAUCGGCAGUUAUACUCCCAAGUCGCCGCCGACGCAGAUAUUCAUAUUCUCACCGCCGCCGGAAUCCGCAUACCUGUCCACCGCACCAUCCUGGCAUCGGCAUCGCCUGUGCUGGAGAACAUCAUAGAUCAUCGGACGAUUAAGAAUCACAAGACCUCUCAUAAUAACAAGACAAUUCCCAUAUUAGGCGUUCCUACCGAAGCCGUCGCCGUCUUCGUUCGAUUUCUCUAUUCCUCCAGAUGCACAGAAGAAGAGAUGGACAUGUAUGGAUUUCAUCUCUUGACACUGUCUCAUGCGUUCUCCGUUCCGGUUCUGAAGCAACUAUGCGCGAAAGCACUGAUUCAACGGCUUAAGAUCAACGAUGCUAUCGAUAUGCUUCAGCUGGCGAGGCUCUGUGAUGCAUCCGAGCUUUACUUCCGGAGCAUCAAACUUGUAUCAACAAACAUAAAGUUUGUUGAGAAAACAGAGGGAUGGAAGUUUCUCCAGGAGAAUGAUCCUUGGCUGGAGCUUGAGAUUCUUCAGUUCAUAGACGAAAUUGAAUCGAGGAGGAAAAGGAGAAGAAAGCGCAGGGAGGAGAGGAGGCUGUGUUUACAGCUAAGCGAAGCAAUGGAGUGUUUAGAGCACAUCUGCACAGAAGGGUGUACAAACAUAGGCCCUUACGACAUGGAGCCGGGGAAGAAGAAGAAGGUUUCAUGUCAGAAGUUCGCAACGUGUAGAGGUCUAGAACUCUUGUUCAGGCAUUUCGCUACGUGCAAAAGGAGAGUUAACAAUGGGUGUGAUAGAUGCAAGCGUAUGUGGCAGCUUCUUCGACUACACUCAUCCAUCUGCGACAAUCCCGGUCUUUGUAAAGUCCCACUUUGCAGGCAAUUCAAGUUGAAGGGUCAGCACAAAGGGAAAGGUGGGGAUGAAGCAACAUGGAAGCUGUUGGUGAGAAAAGUUGCAGUAGCGAAAGCCAUGUGUUCUCUCUCGAUCUUUACAAAGAAGAGAUCAUGGAGUGGAGGCCGAGGGCUAAACCCUAGCUUCCAACUAUUGAUAAAUGAAUGAUGAUGAUGAAAAAUGUAAAUUUGUUGUUUUAAAGCUGUCUUAAUUCUGUUUUUGUUAAGAUGGUUUUGAAUCAUUUUGUUAGGGACUCAAUAUCCCACUCUUUGGAGAAAUAAGAGAAGAGAUAUUGUAGGAAUAGGUUUGUCACUAGUAUUAUUAUUUUUGUUAUUAAAUUAAUAAACUUUUACUUUUAAUAAUUCAA
Molecule: messenger RNA, 1325 nt
Organism: Impatiens glandulifera
Lineage: Eukaryota; Viridiplantae; Streptophyta; Magnoliopsida; Ericales; Balsaminaceae
Product: BTB/POZ and TAZ domain-containing protein 2-like
Exons: 5
Coding region: 53-1126 (357 amino acids)
Cellular component (GO): nucleus
Molecular function (GO): protein binding
Source: RefSeq, a predicted model, not a curated record